Messenger RNA from Phodopus roborovskii (desert hamster), 1551 nucleotides. RefSeq names its product NIM1 serine/threonine protein kinase (gene Nim1k). The coding region runs from base 112 to 1422 and encodes 436 amino acids. Gene Ontology annotation, molecular function: protein serine/threonine kinase activity; ATP binding; tau-protein kinase activity. Gene Ontology annotation, biological process: protein phosphorylation; microtubule cytoskeleton organization; intracellular signal transduction. Gene Ontology annotation, cellular component: cytoplasm. The record is from RefSeq and is a predicted model, not a curated record. The transcript has 3 exons. Lineage: Eukaryota; Metazoa; Chordata; Mammalia; Rodentia; Cricetidae.
AGCUCCCGGAGACCUCAGCUCACAUCUGCUUCCCUUGUGGCCCCUGCCUGUCCUACAAGCUGCCCUGACAGUGGCUCUGGGCUGAGAUGGAGACGUGAGCCUGCAUGGACGAUGACUGCAGUGUUUGUGAAUGGAGGCGGCCUGGUGAACACACACGGUGACAGGUGGGACCGGCGGGACAGCGUGGAAAGCAGCUGCCAGACGGAGUGUGGCCAGGAGGGCGAGGAGGACCAGCCGCGCCAACUGACGCCCUUCGAGAAACUGACUCAGGACAUGUGCCAGGAUGAGAAGGUGGUGAGGGAGAUCACGCUGGGGAAGCGCAUAGGCUUCUAUCGAAUUCGAGGCGAGAUCGGAAGCGGAAACUUUUCCCAGGUCAAGCUGGGCAUUCACUCCCUAACCAAAGAAAAAGUGGCCAUUAAGAUUCUGGACAAGACCAAGUUAGACCAGAAAACCCAAAGGCUGCUAUCCAGAGAGAUUUCCAGCAUGGAAAAGCUACACCAUCCCAACAUCAUCCGCCUUUAUGAAGUCGUGGAGACCCUGUCCAAGCUCCACCUGGUAAUGGAGUAUGCUGGAGGCGGGGAGCUCUUCGGGAAAAUUAGCACUGAGGGGAAGCUCUCUGAACCGGAAAGCAAGCUCAUCUUCUCCCAGAUAGUGUCGGCGGUGAAACACAUGCAUGAAAACCAAAUUAUUCACAGAGAUCUGAAAGCAGAGAAUGUAUUUUAUACCAGUAGCACGUGUGUGAAGGUGGGAGAUUUUGGAUUCAGCACCGUGAGUAAGAAAGGUGAAAUGCUGAACACCUUCUGUGGGUCUCCGCCUUAUGCCGCGCCCGAACUUUUCCGAGAUGAACAUUAUGUUGGUGUCUAUGUGGAUAUCUGGGCCUUGGGUGUCCUUUUGUACUUCAUGGUGACUGGUACAAUGCCAUUUCGAGCAGAAACCGUGGCCAAACUAAAGAAGAGCAUCCUUGAGGGUACCUACAGCAUACCCCAGCAUGUGUCAGAGCCCUGCCACCGGCUCAUCCGAGGAGUCCUUCAGCCCGUACCCGCAGAGAGGUAUGGGAUCAGCUACAUCAUGAACAAUGAGUGGAUGCGAGGAGUGCCAUACCCCACCCCUCUGGAACCCUUCCAACUGGAUCCUAGACAUCUGUCAGAAGCCAGCAGCCUUGAAGAGGAGGAGAACGAGGUCAAAAGCACGUUAGAACAUUUGGGGAUUACAGAUGAGCAUAUUCGCAACAACCCAGGGAGAGACGCUCGCAGCUCCAUCACGGGGGUCUACAGAAUCAUUUUACAUCGAGUGCAAAAGAAAAAGGCUCUGGAAAGGGUGCCAAUAAUGACGCUCCCAGAACCUAAAGAAAGGGACCUAAAGAAAGGAUCCCGCAUCUAUAGAGGCAUAAGACACACAUCUAAAUUCUGUUCAAUUUUAUAAGUCAUUAUCAGGCAGCUCGUAACUAACCACAAAGUUUCUGCUUUUAACUUUUGUCACAGACAACUUGGAUGGAAACAUUUUUGUAAUUUUUAAAUAAAAUUUAAAUUUGGCAUAUGCAUAGCACUCCCC